Messenger RNA from Solanum tuberosum (potato), 2133 nucleotides. RefSeq names its product probable disease resistance protein At4g27220. The record is from RefSeq and is a predicted model, not a curated record. Gene Ontology annotation, molecular function: ADP binding. Bases 1 to 2094 code for a protein of 697 amino acids. NCBI's taxonomy places the organism in Eukaryota, Viridiplantae, Streptophyta, Magnoliopsida, Solanales, Solanaceae. The transcript is spliced from 4 exons.
AUGGAUCAGAUUAAGUUUGGUCAUUGUCCAACUAUUUCAAGGACGUAUUAUGUAUUCUGCAAAUCAUUGAGCAGUGAAAGUCUAUACAGAGAUGUACUCGUUGGAGAACAUCAAGUCGUAGCAUUUCACUUGGAAAAUGUUACAAGUUUUUUGAAAUUGAAGGUAUACCUUAGUAACAGCGGUGAGGAGUUAGACUCCAGAAUAAUGCAAGUUCCUUUUGGUGAGAUUGCAGAAGGACUCGGGCUGAAAUUAGAAGGGGAUAAUUUGUGGAGUCGUGGAGAUCGGCUGCGUACAAGGUUAAUGGAUCAGAACAGCCACACCCUUGUAAUCUUGGAUGAUGUUUGGGAGGCUCUUCGUGAUAUAGAGAAACUUGGAAUUCCCAGUGGUAGCAACCGCAAUCAUCGGUGCAAAGUGACAUUCACAACGCGUUUCCGAUCUGUUUGUGAAGCAAUGGGAGCUCAGAAGAUCAUGGAAGUUGGAAUGUUAUCUGAAGAGGAAGCAUGGUUCCUUUUCAGGCAGAAAGUCGGUGAUUUUGUCGAUGAUUCAUCUCUUCAAGGCAUAGCAAAAGAGGUUGCCAAUGAAUGCAAGGGGCUGCCGCUUGCAAUUAUUACAGUUGCAGGAGCACUAAAAAAGCAUAAAAACAAGCGUUCGUGGGACUGUGCCCUUGAAGAAUUACGUGGUGCAGUAACAGUAAGUAUCCCUGAAGUGCCCAAAGAGUUGUAUAAACCUCUGAGGCUAAGCUAUGAUUACUUGGGAAGUAAUGAAGCCAAAUACCUCUUUUUGCUUUGUUCCUUGUUCGAGGAAGAUAGUGAUAUUUGGAUUGAAGAAUUGCUUAAUUAUGGAAUGGGGCUUCACAUCUUUCCAGGAAUAAAAAAUUUAGAACAAGCAAGAGAUAAGGUGUAUUCUCUGUUAGAAACAUUGGAAGAUGGUUUUUUGUUAUCCCAAGGUUCAAACAAAAACUAUGUCAAAAUGCAUGAUGUGGUCCGUGAUGUGGCUAAAUAUAUUGCGACCGAGAGAGAGCAUAUAUUUAUGGUAAGUCAUGAUGUGAACUCAGAAGAGUUCCCAAGAAAAGACUCUUACGAGCAAUGUAGUCACAUGUCAAUUGUUGCAAAUAAAUUUGAGGAGCUUCCUAGCCCAAUAAUUUGCCCAAAACUGAAGCUAUUAAUGUUGAAACUCCGGUUUGAAGAUCCAUUCAAAUUACAGGAUGAUUUUUUUGAUGAAAUGAGUAACCUCAAUGUCUUGAGCCUGAGUGGAUAUGAUGAGGACUCCAUUCUGUCUUUUCCAGCAUCCAUUAGGAGGUUGUCAAGUCUGAGGACGCUGUGUCUGAGUAAUUUAAGGUUGGAUGACAUAUCCUUUAUUGGGGAACUUGUCGAAUUAGAAAUUGUCAGCAUAAGAGAUUGUAAGUUAGAUGAGCUGCCAGAGGAGAUAGGAAAAUUGACCAAGCUAAUUAGGUUAGAGUGUUGGAAUGGGUAUAGAAAACUUAAAAGGAUUUCAGGAGGGGUGUUAUCAAAAUUACUAGCUCAAUUGGAGGAACUACAUAUUCUGGAAGUAGAAGAUUUGAGUGAUGUGAUGUACAGUAACCUUGGCCUUCCCUCCAAGUUGACACGGUACACUCUUGAAAUGUGUUAUUGGAAUUCAAGAUUUGAUGAAUACGACAAGAUUAUUGCUUUAAAGGUCACGGAGACCAGACCAUUGGGUGAUUGGAUCUGCCACCUGUUGAAGGAAGGCGAACUCAUACAUUCAACCGGGGAAGGCUCUAAUAAUGUGUUAACUGAGUUGCAGCUGAAUGAAUUUCAGAACGUGAAAUGUCUCCACCUCUCUGAAUGUGAUUUAAUGACACAUUUAUUGAAGAGGACACAUGAAGUAAUCAAGUUCCCCAAUUUAUAUGAGUUGGAGCUUGAAAAUCUGAAAUGUCUGACUCACAUUUGCAGUGACAAUGUUGAGCGCAUUGAGUUCCCUCUGUUACAAACAAUGUUCUUGUAUGAACUACCUGAGUUCCAGAAUUUCAGGCCUACAGCCAACAACUCAAAUCCUCUUUUUGAUGAAAAGGUUUGCUUCUUAUCACAAAAAUGUUACCUUUUACUUGAGCAUUAAAGAUAUUUACUUAAACAAAGUCUAUUGCUUAGAUAUAUC